Messenger RNA from Lobosporangium transversale, 614 nucleotides. RefSeq lists its product as hypothetical. NCBI's taxonomy places the organism in Eukaryota, Fungi, Mortierellomycota, Mortierellomycetes, Mortierellales, Mortierellaceae. The record is from RefSeq and is a predicted model, not a curated record. Bases 1 to 420 code for a protein of 139 amino acids. The transcript is spliced from 6 exons.
AUGUACUCCUACUCCAUUGGGCCCUACAUGAGAUAUGUCUUACGGAGUCUUCUUGGCAGUGAGAACUACCUAAUUGCGCGUGAUAUCUGGAGGAACUAUCAAGGGAAUUUGAGUAGACUUUUGGCUAUAAAGCUAUUCACUUUUAGUGAAUGGGGACAGAAAAAGGAAAGUAUAAAGCCACUCUUGAACGAAAAGCAAAAGUUGACCUUGUUAAAGCAAUUUAACAAGCAUGCCCCUCAUCAAGCAGAAACGGCCAAAUCGGCAUCUCUCCCCUACAUAUUGAUUAAGUAUCGUGCUUUGUUUGGAUUAUUAGGAUUAUUAGGAUUAAUUAGAUGGUAUGUCGUGUUGGUUGCGAGAGACCGCAACACGGAGGUUGAAGGCAGAAGUGAUUAUAUUUUGAAGGGUAUUAGGAUAGGCUGAAGUGAAUCGAGCCAAAGCUUUGAGCGCACUACAGCUCGGUUUGAUGCUACCUUUGGUGCAGAGCUGACUUGAAGACAUUCAGCUGAGUCGUUGGACGUAUCAAUCAUGUUGUGAUUGUGGGAUCUUAUCUUUACUUGCUGAGCAGUAAAAGGCUGAGUCGAAUCGGGAUAGAGUUGUCGUUGAACAUGUUCAUU